Molecule: messenger RNA, 4253 nt
Organism: Gigantopelta aegis
Lineage: Eukaryota; Metazoa; Mollusca; Gastropoda; Neomphalida; Peltospiridae
Product: transforming growth factor-beta receptor-associated protein 1-like
Exons: 22
Coding region: 99-2711 (870 amino acids)
Biological process (GO): vesicle-mediated transport; endosomal vesicle fusion; intracellular protein transport
Cellular component (GO): cytoplasm; membrane
Source: RefSeq, a predicted model, not a curated record
UGUAAUUUGGCCAACAUGAAAGUUGAUCCACGAAUUAAUUAAAUAUUGGCAAUUUUUUUAACAUUUUAGAAAUCACUUUCUUGUUCAUCUACAUCAAAAUGAGUGUCAAGGCAUUUGAGCUAGUUCCCGCUGUAGAGCGAGUGAAGCUUAUGUCUGAAAAGGCAAACACACAGAUUUCAUGUAUAGAUGUGUGUGGGAAAAAUCUUUACAUUGGAACCAAUGAUUGCUUUGUUGUGCACUAUAGUAUUGAUGAGAAAACAGUAUCCUCUGCUGGCCGAGUCUCAUUCCACAGUGAAAAACAAGGUCACAAAUAUCUAGCUGUGAAAAAGCCUAUUAUACAGAUCAAGGCAGCGUCUGCACUGAACAGAAUUCUUGUGCUGUGUGACAGCACCCUUACUCUGCUCAACAUGUUCGACCUGGAGCCCAUUAUGACUGGUGCAAAGAUAAAGGGUGUGUCCUAUUUCUGCAUGAAUGAUAAUCCCGUAAGAACAAACCCAUUUUGUAUUGAGAUUUGUGUAGCACUAAAGAAGAAACAGAUUCAGAUGUACACCGUGACAGAAGAUCGGAUAAUACAGCUUCGAGACCUCCCAGUGCCGGAGCCAGCAGUGGUUCUCAGUGUUGAUGGAAUUCAUGUGUGUGCUGCUCUCCAGACUCAGUAUUUAAUGAUCAACUCAGAAACCAGCCAAACUCAGGACCUCUUCCCUUACGACAGUGAGCAGAUUAAUCCAGUCAUAAAAAGAAUCAGUAAGGACGAAUUUCUUCUGUCUGGUCCCAGUGCUCUUGGGAUGUUUGUGACGUCAGAGGGAAUUUCCCAAAGGCCGCCCAUGCAGUGGUCCGACAACAUCGUCAGUGUGACCUUCGUUCACCCCUAUGUGAUUGCCAUGAACGACGAGUUUAUCACGGUUCACAGUAUUUUGGACCAGCAGCAGAAGCAAGCGAUUCCAUUCCAGGGUGGAGUUUUCCUUGGCAAUUUCGAUGGGCAUGUCUUUGUUGCAUCCUAUCGUCAGAUUUAUUCUCUCAUUCCUGUUGCCUUUGAAAAGCAGAUUCAGGCGUUACUGGCUGACAAGCGGGUAUCCGAAGCACUGGAACUUGCUCAGAAUGCUAACAAGACAGGAAUGAGUAAAGAAAGGUUUAUGAAGAUGUACCAGAAGAUACAGCAGCAGGCUGGUUUUAUUGAGUUUUCUGAACAACAUUUUGAAGAGGCAGCUGACCUGUUUAAGGAAGGUCAGGUUGACAUUCGUGAGAUUGUGUGUUUGUACCCGAACAUGCUGCCUACCAGCGUGAACUUCGUCCGGUCCACGCCUCCACUGCACGAGAUCGCAGACAUCAACCAGAUAACACACGGGGACGAAGACGGAAUCAAAGAAUACAAGUACUUCCUCAGAUCUUACUUGGAAGAGAUGAAGGGAACGAAGAGUGCAAUAGGAUAUAGACAGAUUAUUGACGUUGCAUUGAUGAAACUCUAUGCAGAAGUGAAUUCCCCAGAGUUAAUUCCCCUUAUAUCUGUGGAUACGGGCUGUGAAUUAAAAGACUGUGUAGAUUGUCUGGAAGAACAUAAACGUUACCAUGCUCUUGCCUUGUUGUAUAAAUACCAUGGUGAUUGUGACAAAGCUCUUAGUUUGUGGACUAGAUUAGUAGAUGAAACUAUUACAGAUGAAUCUUUUCCGGGUUUGGAAUUUGUUGUGGAGUUUUUAUCAAACUUGAAUGAUCAUGAACUCGUGUGGAAGUACAUUGACUGGUCUCUGGAAAAAGAUGAAGAACUAGCAGUUCAAAUAUUUACAGAGAGACCUAAGAAUGAAAUCCAGACAGAGCGCUUGCGGCCCGACGCUGUUAUAGAUUAUCUUCACCGCUUUCCAAAGGCUGUCAUCACCUACCUCGAAUACCUUGUUUUUCAGAAGAAGUUGGAAAAAGAAAAAUAUCACACACAUUUGGCAGUGCUAUAUUUGGAUACAGUACUGAGAUUAAUGAAAACCAACAAUGUAAAGAAAGAAGAAAUUGACAUUGCAAGAUCCAAACUGAGAACUAUGCUACAGAUGUCAAACCUGUUCCGAGUUCAGCUCAUACUGGGUAAAGCCAAGGAAACCGAGAUGCAUGCAGAGUGUGCAAUAUUAUAUGGAAAGCUAGAAGAGCAUGAUAAAGCUCUGCGUAUCCUCGUGCACAAGCUGAAGGAUUUUGGUGCAGCUGAAAACUAUUGCCUUCUCAACUCAGAUGGGAAGGAUCCGUCUUAUCGCAAACGACUCUUUCAUAUUCUUCUCAGUGUUUACCUAGAUCCUAGCUUUGAACGUAAGGAUACGCUGGUGGCCCCGGCUGUAGCUCUGCUCAAUAGCAAUGUGGCCGAUUUUGACACUGUCAAGGUUUUACAGCUCCUACCAGAAAACUGGUCAGUCGGGCUGCUGUCUCAGUUUCUGACACGAGCCGUCAGGAAGAGUAUGCACUCCUGUCGACUCUCAAGAAUAGAACGCAUGAUGGCAAGGGGAGAGAAUUUAAAUGUGAAGGAAAUGUGUAUAGAAUUGCAGCGAGAACCUAUAGGCAUGAAUGAUGAUAGGAUGUGUGCAGUGUGUAACAGAGGUUUCAGUGACCCAACGUUUGUGCGCUACCCCAAUGGAGUUGUGACUCAUGUGCACUGUGCCAAAAACAAAUACGUCUGCCCAGUGACGGGCAAACUCUUUAGUACUAGAGUUAAAAAAGUGGACGUCGAAUCACACAAAUGAUCCUGGUGGAUGGUAGGGCGUUUCAAAAUGUUGGAGAUUUGCAGGCAAAUUGUUUGAGCAAAGUGAAGAACUUGGAAAUGUUAUCUAUUGUCAUUUUCAUUAGACGGUGAAGUUAGGGCAUUUACUGUUUUUUUCAACAACAAAAAAUGGAAGUGAAUGGAUUGUUAAUUGUUAACUGAUCAAAUGAUUGACUCGGUGUUGUUGAAACUGGUGCAGCAGUAGCAUGUUCGGGAUAGUGGGCAAUCGUACGAUGUAUUCAAAACUGUAUUCUUGAAGGACUGAGAAUGCCUUCUCAUCACACCACCAGCAAAUGUAGUGUGGACCUUGAGAACAGAAUCACAUUUAGUGUUGGGAAUCGGUUGGCAUUUCAUCAUCGACCAUCAGUUACAAUGGGUUUGCACCAGCCGAUCAGCUUCUAAUUACGCAGUUGAUUGAAAUUAAACAAACAUAAGAAAUUUUUGAUUUAUAAGGAUCAUGCACCUAUUGUCUUCAUCACCGAAAUAGACAACACAAAUCGCCAAUUUUAUUUUUAUUAACUAAUUAAUAUCUGUCUUUUUUAUCUUUAUGUAUACAUGAAAACAAAUAUAGGUGCCAUCAUCUAAACUGGAGGAAUAGUUACAGUUAACAUUUUCCCACACAAUCGAUUAUCGAUUUUUGUAAUCGAUCAUCACAUUGGUCAAGCAAAACCGAUCAAUUUUCAAUUAUAAUCGAUCAUUUGGAACAUCACUACAAUCAUUCGAAAAGUUUAGGUUUAGGAACACAUUUUCUAGCACCAGAACAGAGUUUUGAAGACAUGCCUCAGUGUUCACGAUUGAUUCAGUAUAGUGUUUAUUGAGCUGACUGUAAGAAGCGCUCAUUGUCCCCCAACAUACGACACUGGUUAACCACAAAUUAGGGACAGACAUGGCUGAUGCAAGGCCACCCACUUUAUUUAUUCUGCCAAAAAAAGAAGCGGCAAGCAUAUAUAUUUUUAUAUUUGAUGUGCAAGUGUUCAGAAAGUACUAGUGAGCUUACUAGUUGCGAGUAAAAAUUCUGAUGGGUGAAUUGAAAAAUAAACCACUAGUCCAACUGAUGUCCUUUUUCAGAAAAACAAAUCUGUACAGAUUUCCGUAUUUGUUCCUCAACUCCUUGUUGUUUGUUCAGUACAGAAUGAAUGAAUCUGUAUGUCAGUGAAAUGUAAUUUAGUUUUAACUUUCUUAAUGCAGUGUAUGAAAUUGUGUAACUUGAGACUGUAACUUUAACAAAGCUAUAGCUUUAACCUAAAGCAUAUUUUAAACCGAUUUAAGUAUGUGUCGAAGGGUGGGGUGGGGAAUAAUGAAGUCGUAUGGAUCCUCAGUUGCUGCUGGUUUUCACUGGUUUAAGUGUAUUGAAGAAACACGCUGCUGUUAAAUGGGUGGUUUAUACGUUUAAACUGCAAGACAUUAAGUAUAACGGCCUUUGAUUAAAGGGACAUACCCUAGUUUCAAUCCGUGAAAAUUAACACUAAGUUCAGUUAAUCUACAAACCUGUAACACAUUUGGAUUAAGUUACAAUUGAGUGAAA